CACAUGCGUGUUUGUCUUUCUUUUUACUCAUACCAUCAGUUGUUUUGACGCUCUUUUAGUUUUAACCUCUAUAUAAAUAUAUUUUUAUCGAUAUCACACGUUUCGAUGAGUUUCGGGCUUUCGCAUUAAGCAGUUCAGCCAUUUCAGUAGCCACAAAGGCGAUGCGUCUGAACAGUGGGACGAUAAGAAGAAAAGAGGUAUUUGUGACGAUAUCUUUGCCUUAGUCUAGUACACUUGAAUGGACACGGUGCCCAAAGGUACACAGUUGGUUCUGUUUGAUUGUGAUUUGUUUAGUAAGACCAAACCAACUUACCUGAAGCUCCAUUAUGCCUGUGAAAAAGAAAAGAAAGUCGUCCGGCUCAGAAGACCCUAACAUCAGAAAGUGCAAAAUCACCAGUUACUGUAGGACACAAACUCCAGGACGGAUGGUAAACCCAGAGGAUCAGUUUUCUAGCAAGAAAUGUCUCGCCUGGUUUUAUGAAUAUGCAGGGUCAGAUGACAUUGUCGGACCAGAAAGCAUGGAGAAGUUCUGUGAGGACAUCGGUGUGGAGCCAGAAAAUAUUGUAAUGUUAGUUUUAGCCUGGAAACUUGAAGCAACAAAUAUGGGAUUUUUCACAAAAGAAGAGUGGCUGAAAGGAAUGACAUCACUACAUUGUGACUGCACAGAGCGAUUACAAGGCAGACUGGAUUAUUUACGCUCUCAACUGAAUGACCCAGUUAUAUUCAAGAGCAUUUACAGAUAUGCCUUCGACUUUGCCAGGGAUAAAGAUCAGCGCAGUCUUGAUAUGGACACUGCAAAAUCCAUGCUGGCGCUGCUCCUUGGAAGAACGUGGCCUCUGUUCCCAGUGUUCCACCAAUUUCUGGAGCAAUCAAAGUAUAAAGUCAUGAACAAGGACCAGUGGUACAACGUCUUAGAGUUCAGCCGUACAGUUAACACAGACUUGAGCAACUAUGAUGAAGAUGGAGCCUGGCCAGUGAUGCUGGAUGAGUUUGUGGAGUGGCAUAAAGCCAGAAUUGCAUUAUAGCAAAACCAGACGCUGAAUUAAAGCACAUCAGAUAUUUUUUUUUUCGGUGUGCCCCAGGCUGCCCCAGAAGUUGGCAUACCUCUCGAGGAUUGCUUCAAUGUAUCCGAUGCCCAAUUCGGAUCGUCACUACCCAGAGACAUUUACAGUGUUACUUUAAAAGGAAAAUGACACAGAAGAAUCACAAGACAAACAAAAGGGGAAAUAUUUUUCAUAUGUAUUGAUUUGUUGAACAGUUAUAUUGCCAGUGUUGUAUUAUUUCUUUUUUUUUUUUUUUUGAGAGGGAAACGGUCUGUUUGUAAUUUUUGUCCCUUUCAUUUUUUUCCCUUAAAGUUUUACUUUGUUUAUAGUGUCUUGAAAAGGAAAUAAAUAAAGCAGUUGUAAAUUA
Molecule: messenger RNA, 1410 nt
Organism: Ctenopharyngodon idella (grass carp)
Lineage: Eukaryota; Metazoa; Chordata; Actinopteri; Cypriniformes; Xenocyprididae
Gene: dcun1d5
Product: DCN1, defective in cullin neddylation 1, domain containing 5 (S. cerevisiae)
Exons: 11
Coding region: 327-1025 (232 amino acids)
Biological process (GO): protein neddylation; positive regulation of ubiquitin-protein transferase activity
Cellular component (GO): ubiquitin ligase complex
Molecular function (GO): cullin family protein binding; ubiquitin conjugating enzyme binding; ubiquitin-like protein binding
Source: RefSeq, a predicted model, not a curated record